Molecule: messenger RNA, 1875 nt
Organism: Lactuca sativa (garden lettuce)
Lineage: Eukaryota; Viridiplantae; Streptophyta; Magnoliopsida; Asterales; Asteraceae
Gene: CBSX6
Product: Cystathionine beta-synthase (CBS) family protein
Cellular component (GO): cytoplasm; nucleus
Source: RefSeq, a predicted model, not a curated record
ACUCUGUCUUUAUUGUCAUGAUUCCAUGAUUGACGCUGAUAUAUGUUGUCAUCCCCUCCCUCUGCUCACACAACCUUAUCAUUCUUGAAACCCCAGAAGCAAAAACGAUCCACCGAGUCUAGAUCUCUCACAAAAUUCGACCUUUUCAUGGGCUUUCUUCUUCAACCAACUCCUGCUACUCCAUGGGCAAUUCGUUCUCUUACUCUCACUUCAUCUCCUCUUCUUUGAAGCCACUUCUUAAAUUACCCAUCACUCGUUUCCACCUUCUUCUUAUCUUCCUGCAUACCCUUUUAUAACUCCUUGCUUUUAGUCGCAGUCAGUCAAACCUCGAAAUUGAAGCGGUGUUCUUGUUUUGCAACUUCGAUUUUCACCCAAAACGACCAAUUUCCAAAACGGGGCUGCUUUUUCGCUUAUCAUCAGUAGAGUCAACCCAUCAAUUGACUAUUCAAAUCUCCAAAACCGAUCAAUUGCAAAUCAAGUAAAUGGCAUCGGUGUUUUUGUAUCAUGUGGUGGGGGAUCUGACGGUGGGGAAGCCGGAGCUGGUUGAGUUCACCGAGAAUGAGACGCUCGAGGCUGCGAUUAAGGCAAUCGGAGAGUCGACAGAGUGCGGGAUAGCAAUUUGGAAGAGGAGGUCGGUGCAGAAGGGUUUAAUUGAGAACGCAGAGAUGAGGCAUCAGAGAUUUGUGGGUAUCUUAAAUCCGCUCGAUAUCGUUGCUUUCUUGGCAAGAGAUGAUUGUUUGAAUGAUCAAGAGAAAGCUCUGAAGACGCCUGUUUCUGAAGUGGUUGUUCCUGAUAAUACUUUGAUGAAGGAAGUUGAUCCUGGCACAAGAUUAAUAGACGCGUUGGAGAUAAUGAAGCAAGGUGUCCGGCGACUUCUGGUUCCAAAAUCCAUAGGAUGGCGAGGGAUGAGCAAACGCUUCUCAAUUCUCUACAACGGAAAAUGGCUCAAAAACAUCGACAGCAAUCCCAACAUCACCAUCCCCAACAUCAACAACCGCCCUUCAUCUUCAUCUUCAACCCCCACACCCACCGCCCUCAGCCGCGACAAAUACUGCUGCCUUUCACGAGAAGACGUCAUCCGCUUCCUAAUUGGUUGUCUCGGAGCCCUAGCCCCUCUCCCUCUCUCCUCAAUUUCAUCUCUCGGCGCAAUAAACCCUAAUUACUGCUCAAUCGACGCAUCAUCUCCCGCAAUCGAAGCAUCCCGUCAGAUCCCUCGCGAACCAAGCGCGUUUGCGGUUGUGGACCGCACUCCCGACGGCCAACACACGAUUCUCGGAGAGAUUUCCGCCUCCAAACUAUGGAAAUGCGAUUAUUUAGCCGCCGCGUGGGCCCUUGCUAAUCUUUCCGCAGGCCAGUUUGUUAUGGGCGUCGAAGAUAAUUUGUCUUCAAGGUCGCUUCCUGAUAUCGUUCUGGCGGGAACAAAUGGCGGGAGUUUAGUGAAUGGAGGCGGAGCGCGGCCGCUGAGACAGAGGACGUUUAGUAGCAGGAGUGUUGGGUUUUUUAACAGUAACCCUUCGAGUCACAGUUUUGGGGCUAAUCGGAGUAUGUAUAGAGGUCGGAGUGUGCCUUUGACAUGUAAAGCUACGAGCUCGUUGGCGGCAGUUAUGGCGCAGAUGUUGUCUCAUCGGGCGACUCAUGUUUGGGUGACGGAUGCUGAGAAUGAGGAAGUCCUGGUUGGGUUGGUUGGAUAUGCCGACAUCUUAGCUGUUGUGACUCGACCCCGCGCUGCCCCAAUUACAGAGGGUCAAUCCACUUAAGGUACUUAAUUUAAUGGAGAAUGUUUGGUUUGCAUUUGUGUAUGUACAUGUUUAAUACAUGAACCCAUGAAUCCGGAUCUUUUUUGUCAUAUUUAAUUCAAAUUCUUGUAUUUCGUAA